AUAGCCAACUCGAGAGGUAUGGAUUAAUAACCUCUUCAUUGGAAAGGGAGCAACUUCGUCCAUUUCUGUGAAACGAAGCUUCUUAGCAGGUACAGCUACUCGUAGGCCGAUGAUCCAAAGGUGAUUCAUGAUUGAGUCCACUCAGUUGCAACUCGUUUUUUUUCCUCAAUCGGACGGUAAACCGGUUUGUUUGAUUAGUCUGCGGACUAUUGAAGAAUUGUUUCUGGAAAAAUGCCGUGUCAUGAGACGCAAUCAUGGACGUUUAGCGGGCUAGUGGGUGCAUUUCUUGAUCUCUUCAUUGUGUAUCUUCUCCUUUGUGCAUCAACUCUCGCUUAUUCUGCCUCAAAAUUUCUGGGUCUAUUUGGAUUGUCUCUGCCAUGCUCUUGCAAUGGAAUUUUUGAUGACCCCAAUAGUGAUAACUUCUGGCAAACAGCGCUUGUAGAUUGCCCAUCAGAAACAAUAUCCUCUGUUCAAUUCUCUGUUAAGAGCAAGUUCCCUUUUGAUUCAUCAUGGGACAGAAACCUGUAUCUGACAAAUUCUGAAGAUAGAUUUUUUGGAUUAGACGAAGAAGCAUCGACUAGCUCAUUGCAGGAGAAGAAUGAAGUGUUUGUUGGGAGUGCCGUGAUGCAAGCAAGGGAUGACAAAGAAGAGAGUUUUGAUAUCAAGGGGAAGGGGAAGGGGCGUUUGAGUCACAAGAUUAGACAUGAUCUUAGGCGUUGUGCUACUGACGCUGGGAGGUCAUCUUCUGUUUCAUCAUAUAAUCCUUUUAAGUGGGAUGCACAAACUCUUCAUCAGUCUCCUGCCAGUGUCAGUAAAAUUGUGAAUGCGAGUAAUGAAGGCAGCAUGGUUCCUGAUAGUUCUGAUGGUAAUGCCAUGAAGAGAUCUUUUUCUAGUAUGAAUUGGCAAUUUGAUGGCAGAGACUCUUCAAUGGAAUUUGGUUUGUUGGGGAGGGAGUCCCCUGAUUUUGAAUCAAAUGAACCUGCAAAUGAAAAGAAACCAACAGAGAAGGUAGCAUCACCUGAAAGUGAUUUGAAGCUUAAUGCAAAAGAGGAGCUUCACUUUGGUCCCUAUGAAAAAAAUGCAAUUAGAGUCUUGGAACAAGCACUAGAAGCAGAGCAUUCAGCUCGUGAUGCUUUGUACCUUGAACUUGAGAAAGAAAGGAGUGCUGCUGCUACUGCUGCAGAAGAGGCCCUGGCAAUGAUUCUGCGGCUACAAGAGGAGAAGGCAUCAAUAGAAAUGGAAGCUAGGCAAUAUCAAAGGAUGAUAGAGGCAAAAUCUGCCUAUGAUUUUGAAGAAAUGAACAUUGUUAAAGAGAUUCUACUAAGAGGGGAAAGGGAAAAGCAUUUCUUACAGAAGGAAGUUGAAGCCUACAGGCAAAUGAUGUUUGGAAGUGAGCAUCUGCAUUAUGAUGCACAAGACACUGGAACCUCACGUGGGAAAAGGGCUUCUACAAUGCAAUAUUCAGAUGAGGAUUCCUUGCGGAUGCCGCAGAAGAUUGGUGAAUGCAUUUGUGAGAAGGAAAAUGUUUAUCAUAUUCUGGCUUUAGGGGAGGAAUUACCAAUCCCAAUGUUAAAUGAAGUAUUUCCUCAGGAAAAAGAGAUCCAAUUUCAAUUUGACCUGUCAACUGCAGAAGGAUAUGAGAAAACUGUUGUCCCUGUUGGGGAAGUGCAGCAACAAAGUGAUGUCAUUAGUACAAGUGGAACAUUGGCAUCAGAGAUAAUUCAGACUUGUGAUGAAACUGAGCAUAUUAUUCCAUACAAUUCUGAUGAUUCAAAGAUGCAUGACCAAGAUCCGUGCAACGCAAUGUUAAACAUGGAUUCUCAUAUUCAUGAUGUUCACACGAUUGAUGAUAAAUUUAAUACGUGUGGUGAAGUCAGAGGGACUGGAAGUGAAGAAAUGUCUGUAAAAACUACCAUAGACAUCCCAAAAUCAUGUGAUAGUCCAGCAAUUAGCAGUUCACAAACUGAGCAGGACACCAGCAAAAGUUGCUCAGGCAUAACUAGCGGACUGCCAUCUGUGGAUUGCUCACUAAGAAAACCCUUGGCUUCUGCUUUUCGGAGAAAUUCCAUGUCUGCAGUUGAUUACGAGAGGUUAAAAAUUGACACUGAAGUUGGAAGGCUAUGGGAAAGGCUAAGGGUUGUACAAGAGGGCAGAGGAAAGCUCAACUUAACUAUGGAGUAUAGAGAAAAAGAAACAAUUCAGUUGCAACUUUUGGAGAAAAUUGUGAGCCAACUUCGAGAGAUUCAACAAUUAAGGGAGUCUGCUCGCCAGGUUUCAUUGCCUCCUCCAUCCUGCCAGAUUAUGUCAAAGAAAAGGCGCUGGCAGAGUAUUUCUUUAGAAGUGCAUAAAAGCACUUGAACAAUUUGCUUUAUCGUUGAACAUAGUGAAGAACUUGGGCUUAUAUGCAAGAGGUAACCGUAAUGUGGAGCAGUUGCAUUGUUCUUACUGUAGAGAUGCAGUUUUGCAUCCCUAUCAGCCUUGUAGCCGCCAUUUGAGAAGUUGCAUGUAUUUUUAAGUAAAUUUCUGCAACAAAAUACACUUUUGUUUCCUCUCUUGGGAUUGCAGUUGAAUAAAGAUGAAUGGCUUCGAGUCUUUUGUUUGA
Manihot esculenta (cassava) is the source of this 2602-nucleotide messenger RNA. Its product is annotated as probable myosin-binding protein 5. Bases 232 to 2358 code for a protein of 708 amino acids. The transcript is spliced from 4 exons. Lineage: Eukaryota; Viridiplantae; Streptophyta; Magnoliopsida; Malpighiales; Euphorbiaceae. The record is from RefSeq and is a predicted model, not a curated record.